AUGGUGCCGGCGCGCAACAAGAACUACCACCAGCUCAUGCGCGGACUGCGGCUGGGUCGCUACCCGGGUGACCUGCACAACCAGUUCGACCACCUCUUCUUCACCGGCGACCUCAACUACCGCAUCGCCAUGGAGCGCGAGGACGUGCUGCGGCUCAUCCACGACCGCCGCUGGGACACGCUCUACGCCAACGACCAGCUGCGCGACCAGCGCGCACAGAACAAGGUCUUCUGCGAGUUCAACGAGGGCGCGAUCGACUUUGCGCCCACCUACCGAUACAACCGCGGCGAUCGCACCUACAGCGAAGAGAAACUGCGGGUGCCGUCGUAUACGGACCGCGUGCUCUGGAAGUCGCUGACGCCAGACCGAAGCGCGCAGUUGCUAUCGUACGAGGCCCACGACGGAAUCAUGACCAGCGACCACAGUCCCAUCUCCGCGGUCUUCUCCCUCGACGUGCUGUUGCCGCCCCUGCCCGACGAGAACUCGAAGAGAUGUGUGAUCAUUAUCUCGCGAUUGCGAGCGACCAAUAUCGGAGUCCACCGAAAGAUCAAGGAACAGAAGCGGGAGCAGAAGGAGGCGAAGAAGGACAGGGACCACAAGGAGCAGAGGGCCAAGGAGCAGAAGCGAGAGCUCAAAGAGCUCAAGCGAGAACUCAAAGAGCUCAAGAAGGAGCACAAAGAACUCACCAAGGAAAAGAAGAAGGACAAGAAGGACAAAGAGAAGGAGGUGAAUGCCUACGUGGCCUUCAGCGGCCCAUUCCUCGAUGGAAUGCACAAGACCGGUGUCGUCCCACGACGAUCCGAUCCUGUGUGGGAAGACAAGGACGUGCCGAUACUGGAGCCGCUGGCCUCGACCAAGCACUACCUCAAGCGCCAGAUGCUCUUCAUGGCGGUGCGCGGCCAGAGCGUCGCGUCGUCGGACGAGCUGGGCCAGGGCGUGCUCUCGCUGUGGGAGGCCUGCCGCCGCGACGGCCAGCCCGUCGACUUUGAGGUGCCCCUGCGCGACAAGGGCAAGGCCGCCGGCACCCUGUGCGGCCGGCUCAUCGUCAAGUGGGAGGACCGACGCGCCGAGCGCCACGCGCGACUGCUCGACGUGAGCCUCAACCUGCGCCAGUCCCAGCAGGCGCCCGGCGGCGCCACCACCACCACCACCAAGCCGCUCGACUCGCUGCUCCUGGCAUCAGCUGCCGCCGCCGCCGCCGCCUCAGCCUCGUCAACCAUCGAAGAACUGGUCGCCCAGGGCCCCGGCGUGGCACAGCCGCAACCACAAGGACCCCAGCCGUGA
Acanthamoeba castellanii str. Neff is the source of this 1284-nucleotide messenger RNA. Its product is annotated as inositol polyphosphate phosphataselike 1, putative. The record is from RefSeq and is a predicted model, not a curated record. Lineage: Eukaryota; Discosea; Longamoebia; Acanthamoebidae. The coding region runs from base 1 to 1284 and encodes 427 amino acids. The transcript is spliced from 5 exons. Gene Ontology annotation, molecular function: phosphatase activity. Gene Ontology annotation, biological process: phosphatidylinositol dephosphorylation.